Porites evermanni is the source of this 3130-nucleotide messenger RNA. Lineage: Eukaryota; Metazoa; Cnidaria; Anthozoa; Scleractinia; Poritidae. The record is from the annotation of a GenBank genome assembly.
AGAAACUCUGCCAGACUGUCUUCAGUUUUAAGCAAAGGAUGCCUUCGACCGUCAUGCUUGUUAUUACGAAGGUAAUGUCAGUCUGUGAUGUCGCGCACGUAGGGUCAGAUUGCAGAAUUGUUAAUAAUUUUAAGAUCCUACAUCUUGCUUAUUUGCCCUAUUUUCUCUUUUAGCACACCUAUUGCUACUUCUUCGUUGGUUCGCAAAGAAGAAGACUUUUGGUCUAAAAAUUCCCGCCUUAAAAGACCCAUGUCUCCGCAUCUAACUAUCUACAGGUGAGGUUAGCUGAGCUGGAAUUAGAACAAAGCUGUUUAAUUAAUAUGAAGGGAAAUAUCUUUGGAGGCGAAUACACACAGAGGUUUGAGUGACGUAAAUAAAAAAAAGCAGAGAAAGAGAGAAAUGCUGGUUAUAAUACCUUUGUAACACCUUGUUUACCCCCCUUCCACCAUCAAUAUUUCCAAGCAUGCCCAUCCCCCCCCCGGGCAUUUGUCACUUUCUCAUAAAAAAAGCCACAAAUGCCUCACGAUGGGGCAGGCAGAUCAUACGAAAACCCCACAGAGGGGCUUUAAGAAAGUGUGCAAAUACCCCACCCUGGGAUACCAAAAUUGCAUUUUUCAGGAAGUAGGCUGUCCUUAUGCCAUAUGUGUAGGAAAUCGGUGGCAGAUCCAGGAAUUUUGACUGUUAAAGAAGGCCUGUUAGGGUAAACAUGACCUUGAAACAGCAAGAUAAGACAAAGGAAAUGACGCAAACGAGACAAAAGGUGAUGUUACAUGAGAUGAUUGGCCACGACGAUUUAUAAAGCAACACCGCAUUGCAACAUUGUUUCAAAUGGUUACAACAUUGUUCCACUAUUGCAGCGCUGUGUUGUGCUAAAAAUCGUCACUGUGAAUCAUUCCAUGCAACAUCACCUAAAGAUGGGUUGAAAGCUCAAACACUUUACUAACUUAUCGACAGGGACAUAGCUUCCUCCUCGCCUUGCAAAACAAUGGGUUUUGUAAUUCAGACUUGGGGCAUAUGUAACCUCCCUCCUUAGAUGAUCCUUUUAAACUGAUUUUUAACGACCAGCUCAAACUUUUAGGUGGUAAUCAUUUCCAUUCGCUGUUUCAAAGCAGGUACUUCAUCACUUAAAAAGAGGGUCUGAACUCUUUAGGAUGUUUUGAGUUUGGUCUGGAUCCCCUCUCUAUGGAUCAGCCCAGAGAACAACCUUACAUUUCAUUGCUACAUACUGGUACACAUCACAGGUGUAUUAACAUAGUUUUAAAAUAAGCUAUGUGUUUUUGCAGUCCACAGUUGACCUCUAUGCUGUCCAUUACUCACCGUGGAACAGGAGUGGCAAUGACAGCAGGUACUUGUAGAUUCUGUUUCAUUGUAAGACUUAAUGUAUAACUUGUGAAGCUAUCAUUCCAACAAAGUAAAGUUAGGCUGUGUUAUAUUUUUCUUCAUCAAGAACACAUCAGUAGACACAACUCAAACCAUUAGUAUUCAGGGACCAGUUCCUCAAAGGCCAGUUUCUGUUUAACCAUGCUUAGGGUUUUAUUUCUCAAACAUUGUUGUGGCUGUCAUUUUGCGUGAACAUAACUCUUGUUUUGACCUUUAAGUUCAACUUCCAUUCUCACAUACUUCCUUUUUUCUGGUCUUUUCAGUUACAGCUUCCUUUGCUCUUUNUUUGCAGUCCACAGUUGACCUCUAUGCUGUCCAUUACUCACCGUGGAACAGGAGUGGCAAUGACAGCAGGUACUUGUAGAUUCUGUUUCAUUGUAAGACUUAAUGUAUAACUUGUGAAGCUAUCAUUCCAACAAAGUAAAGUUAGGCUGUGUUAUAUUUUUCUUCAUCAAGAACACAUCAGUAGACACAACUCAAACCAUUAGUAUUCAGGGACCAGUUCCUCAAAGGCCAGUUUCUGUUUAACCAUGCUUAGGGUUUUAUUUCUCAAACAUUGUUGUGGCUGUCAUUUUGCGUGAACAUAACUCUUGUUUUGACCUUUAAGUUCAACUUCCAUUCUCACAUACUUCCUUUUUUCUGGUCUUUUCAGUUACAGCUUCCUUUGCUCUUUGUGCACUUGUUCUGCCAGAGAAUUUUGAGUUUUAUUUAAACUGGGUAAAGACACUGGAAAUUCCAUCGUGGAUUCUUUUCAGCGGAAAGACUGUACUGGCAUGGCCUCUGUGCUACCAUGCAUUUAAUGGCAUCAGACAUUUGGUAUGAGUUGAUUUUAUAAGUCACUUGAAACUACUUAUUGUUUAUCAUGAAGGGUGUUCUGCUCACAUAUACCUUAUUAAAGGAAAUUAACGCUUCAUGAAAUUAAUGGGAAUUUCCAAAAUUCGUGUUAAUUUUGGUCACAUUAAUUUAUGUUGAUGUUAAUUUCUGCGCUGUAAAUAAAGUGUAGCGUUAAUUUCCAUUAUUUUGACUCCAAAUUAUCAAUGCCUUCUGACAUUCUUGACACCUAAAGAGGAGGGUUUUUUUUGUAUCAGGGUGGAGUUCCGCCAGUUACAGAGAAACUGUGUAGAACUUCAAGUGACCUGAUUUCUUCCCUAAAACCCUCUGUACGUUUAAGGAAAGAGCCAAGAACAAAGUAUCCAUUUCGGAUUUCAAGUUAACUUUAACCCUGUCGUCUCAAACAGUUUUGUUUCUUGUAAACAUUGUGUCAAUUUCCUUUAUCUUGAAAUGUUACCCCCUCUUCCGUGUUAAUUUCCUUUAUUCGAAAAUCGUUUGCCAUUAAAUUUGCAUUAAUUUAAGUCGCGUUAAUUUCCAAUACCUUAAUUUCAUGGAGCAUCAAUUUCCUAUAAUGAGGUAACCCUGAGGCAAUUCAUUGGAAAGAGUUUCCAAAACGUACCCUAGAUUGAAUGACAUGAGUUUUUCAGAACUGAGCAACUUUAAAGCACAUACAGCCUUCCGUUCCUGUUUGUAUGAAAUAAUAAAUUAGCGGAGGCAAGCUAAUUAAAGGUUGGGCAUCUGUAAGCAAAGUUUUUCUCUUUUUUACUUGAAUAGUGUUUAUUGAAUCCUGUGUUUUCCUUUACCACAGGCUUGGGAUCUUGGUUAUGGUUUUGACAUGGGUGUUCUGUACAAGAGUGGUUGGCUGGUGUUCUUUGGAUCCAUUGGAACUGCUGCAGCUCUGGUCUACUUCUUAAGUUAA